GCGGCUGCUGCCGGGAGGGUGAAUGAAGCCGGGAGGAGGGCACGGGGGCGGCGGCGGCGGCGGCGGCGCUGCGGGCACUGGGAUGCGCCCCGGAGCCCCGCGGCUCGCUCGCGCGUUCGGGGCCGGGCCGGAGCUGCCACUCCCCGGGCCGCCGCCGCCGCGCCGCCGGCUCCUACGUGGUUCCAGCGCCGCGCGCAGGCCGGGCCCGCAGGGGGCAGGGCAGGGGGCCGGCCGGGCGGAGCGAGAGGUCCUUACCUCACAAAAACUACUACAAGCACCCAGCUCCCUGAUGGAAAGCCCUUUGUUCUGUUUUUCCUUUCGGAUCUCCUCGCCUGCGCUCCCCACCCCAUCCCAGGAGCAGCGCGCGUGGCCAGUCUCCAGGGCGUCCCCUGCCAGCUGCAGCUCAGCCGGUCAUCCUUGUCCCCCAGGGUCCUCCUCGGCCAGUGUCACCCCAGGGAAGUGCAUCAUGUAUCAGCACACUGGAGCAAAAUGAGAGUUGAGUUGGAAGCCUCCCCAGUCGUGCUGCUGCCGAUCGUGAGAAAGCGAGAGGGUGGACUUCAGCCUGCAGGAAAGGUCUUGAAACACGUGAGGUUCGGGGUCUAGCUGUUUUACAUUGAAUUUCUCUACUGCCACCCUUUGUACAUGAACAAAAAUCUGUGUGAGGAUCUGCAGGGAAGAAAGUGACAGCUUAUGCUUCUCCGUCGUGAUGAAAACCCAUGGUACAGGUGUUGUCACUGCACCGUGAGAGGUGGCGAGAAGGCGUCUGAGCCCAAGAGCACUGCAGCUUCUUGUGGGGAGUCUCCAUGGUGAAGGACAGGCCGGAGCUUCCUGCGGACCGUGCACAGUGAAUGUUGUCCCCGAGCAGCUGCUGGCGCGCCGCACCCCGCGGGGACAUGAUCCCUCAUGAAGAGCCUGGCUGCCCCGCGGAGAUCCCCUGUGACUUUCCAUGUCUCCCACUAGACCCCGAGCCCGCCAGACAGUGAAGCAGCCACCGUGGAGGGGGGACGGCGAAAAAUGAAAUCCAACCAAGAGCGGAGCAACGAAUGCCUGCCGCCCAAGAAGCGCGAGAUCCCCGCCCCCAGCCGGGCCUCGGAGGAGAAGGCUGGCGGCGGCGGCGGCGGCGGCGGCGGCGGCGGUGGCGGCUCGGUGCUGCCCCCCAGCGGCGACAACCACCGCGCCGAGGCCGUGCCAUGGCUCCCGGGGACGCCAGGGGGCGCUCGAGGCCACGGGGGCAGCAGCGGCGGCGGCGGCGGCGGCGGUGGCGGUGGCGGCGGCGGCGGCGGCGGCGGAGGCGGCGGCAGCUGCAACAGCGGCAGCGGCAGCAGCAGCAGCAGCAGCGGCGGCGGCGGCAGCGGCAGCAGCAGCGGGCGCCACGGGCCCGCCGCCGCCGUCGAGCUGGGCUUGCCGCAGGGAAUCGGGCUGCACAAGGCGCUGGCGGCGGCGGGGCUGGACUACUCGCCGCCCGGCGCGCCCCGCUCCAUGCCCGCCGCCACGCUGCCCCCCGCGCCCUACCCGCCGCCGCCGCCGUCGGGGACGCCCGUGUCGCCCGUGCAGUACGCGCACCUGCCGCACACCUUCCAGUUCCUGGGCUCGUCGCAGUACAGCGGGCCCUACGCCGGCUUCAUCCCGUCGCAGCUGCUCUCGCCCUCGGCCAGCCCGGCCACCAGCACGGUGGCCUCGGCCACGGCCACGCCGGCCCCGCGCUCGCAGCUGGAGGCCUACUCCACCCUGCUGGCCAGCAUGGGCAGCCUGAGCCAGGCGGCCGGCCACAAGGCCGAGCCCCCGCCGCCGCCGCCCCCGCCGCCGCCGCCGCCGCCGCCGGCCGCGCACCUGGGCCGCGGCGCGCCCGCGCUCGUGGCCGCCGCCGCCGCCUCCCCGCCGCCCGCCGGCGCGCAGAGCCCCUUCGUGCACCUGGCCGGCUCGCCGCAGAACUCGGGGCGCGCCGCCUCGCCCCCGGCCCUCCCCGUGCACCUGCACCCGCACCCGACCAUGAUCCCGCACACGCUCACCCUGGGGCCGUCCCCGCAGGUGCUCGUGCAGUACACCGACGCCGCGGGCGGCCACUUCGUGCCCCGCGAGGCCGCCAAGAAGCCCGACGGCGGCCGGCUGCAGCAGGCCUUGCAGGCCAAGGAGCUCCUCAACGGGGAGAUGGAGAAGGGCCGGCGCUACGGCGCGCCCCCCGCGCCCGGCAAGCCCCCCGCACACCCCUACGAGCCCCGGCACGUGGUGGUCCACCCGGGCGCCGGCGACUACGGCGGUGGCGGCCGCGAUGCCGCGGGGGUGCGCGCGUCCGUGAUGGUCCUCCCCAACAGCGGCCCGCAGGGCGCCGAGCUGGACGUGCAGCCCGUGGCCCACCGCGAGGCCUCGCCCUCGGCCCUCAAUGACAAGAGCGCCCUGCACCUGGGCAAGGCCGGCCACCACCGCGCCUACGCGCUGUCCCCGCAGCAGGCGCUGGGCCCCGACGGCGGCGUGAAGGCGGCCGCGGUGGCCACGCUGUCGCCGCACACGGUCAUCCAGACCACGCACAGCGCGUCCGAGGCCCUGCCCGUGGGCCUGCCCGCCACCGCCUUCUACGCGGGCACGCAGCCGCCGGUCAUCGGCUACCUGAGCGGCCAGCAGCAGGCGAUCACCUACGCGGGCGGGCUGCCGCAGCACCUGGUCAUCCCGGGCACCCAGCCCCUGCUCAUCCCCGUGGGCAGCCCCGACCUGGAGGGCUCGGGCGCGGCCCCGGCCAUCGCCACGUCCUCGCCCCAGUUCGCUGCAGUGCCUCACACCUUCGUCACCACGGCCCUCCCCAAGAGCGAGAACUUCAGCCCGGACGCGCUGGCCACGCCGGCCGCCUACCCGGCCGUGGUGCAGGCGCAGAUCCACCUGCCCGUGGUGCAGUCCGUGGCCUCCCCGGCCGUGCUGCCUCCCACGCUGCCCCCCUACUUCAUGAAAGGCUCCAUCAUCCAGCUGGCCAACGGGGAGCUGAAGAAGGUGGAGGACCUGAAGACCGAGGACUUCAUCCAGAGCGCCGAGAUCAGCAGCGACCUGAGGAUCGACUCCAGCACGGUGGAGCGGGUGGAGGACAGCGCCAGCCCCGGCGUGGCCGUGAUCCAGUUCGCCGUGGGGGAGCACCGAGCCCAGGUCAGUGUUGAAGUUUUGGUAGAGUACCCUUUUUUUGUGUUUGGACAGGGCUGGUCCUCCUGCUGUCCCGAGAGAACCAGCCAGCUCUUUGAUUUGCCGUGUUCCAAACUCUCCGUUGGGGAUGUCUGCAUCUCGCUCACCCUCAAGAACCUGAAGAACGGCUCUGUUAAAAAGGGCCAGCCCGUGGAUCCUGCCAGUGGCCUGCUAAAGCCCACCAAGCCCGACGGCCUGGCGGGCAGUAGACACAGGUACGCCGAGCAGGAGAACGGAAUCAAUCAGGGAAGUGCCCAGAUGCUCUCGGAGAACGGUGAACUCAAGUUUCCCGAAAAGACAGGCUUGCCCUCCGCCGCGCCCUUGCUCACCAAAAUAGAACCCAGCAAGCCCGCAGCCCGGAGGAAGAGGAGGUGGUCGGCGCCCGAGACCCGCAAACUGGAGAAGUCGGAAGAUGAGCCACCUUUGACUCUUCCCAAGCCUUCUCUCAUUCCUCAGGAGGUUAAGAUUUGCAUUGAAGGCCGGUCUAACGUAGGCAAGUAGCGGCAGUGCGGGCGAAGGAGAGCCGGCGACCCUCAUCAUUUGUAUCCAGAUUACUGUACUGUAGGCUAAAUAACACAGUAUUUACAUGUUAUCCUCCUCCUUUAGGUUUCUGUUCUAACCUGGUCAUUAGACUUAACAGCUGGGGUGGCGGCUCUCACCACGUGGGGUGCCCGGGCUCUUAAGUGCAGGGGGCGCAGGGCAGGCGCCGGGCCAGGUCCACGCCAGCUCCAGGGGCACCCUGAGCGGCUUCACAGGCUCCGUCCUUCACAGGUCGGCCCAGACACAUCUCUGGGAGCGCUGACUUACUUCUCUUCUGCCGGGUUUUCUGCGAGGAAGUUGUGCAGGAAAGGCCAUCCCGGGGCUGCAUUGCAGGCCUGAGUCUGCACCCGGGUCCCGCCUCGAGCUCGGCUGCACCGGGGGGGCGUGGCCUCAGCAGCUGUCACUCAAUCUCAAAGUCCCAAUCAGGAAUCUCGCUUCCCGGGGCCUCCUCCCUAGGUCCCACCCCGGCCCCGCCUCGAGCUCGGCUGCACCUGGGGGGCGGUGGCCUCAGGAGCUGUCAUUCACUCGCAAAGGCCCAAUCAGGAAUCCCGCUUCGCGGGGCCAGGUUCCACCUCGGCCCCGCCCGGAGCUCGGCUGCACCCGGGGGGGCGUGGUCUCCGCAGCUAUCACUCAUGCGCAAAGUCCCAAUCAGGAAUCCCGCUUCCCGGGGCCUCGCUAGGUCCCACCCCCGACAGCGCGUUUCAGAAAGGCAAUCGUGUAAAAGAACUAUUUUUCCCUCCCCACCUCCAACUUAUUUUACAAUAAAAGCAACUUUUCAUCCUAUAGAUACCUAUUUCCCCCUAUGGGGCCUGACUGCACUGAUUUUUUUCCCCCUUUUUUCCCCUUAAAGAGCAACUGCCACACGUGGGAUUUUGUUUCUGCUUUCCUAGUGCAGUGGUUUCCCCGGGGUGGACCGGGCAGCCCCUGCGGGAGGGGGUGGCGAGCGGGGCCGCGGGCGAGUGGACACCCGCUCGGGUUUCUGUGCAGUGUUAGGAAAACCAACCAGGUGAUGGAUCGCGUUUGACUUCGCUCCCAAGAGAUGUAGACGCGAGCCGCCGAAGCUCUUCGCGUUGGGCUUGCAGAUCUUUUUGUCUUUUAACUCUAGUACUGUUUAUAGUUCAUGACUAUGGACAACUCGGGUGCCACUUUUUUCAGAUUCCAGUGUGACGUGAGGAAUUAGAUUUUGAAGAUGAGCAUAUAUAUUACUAUCUCUUAAGCACUUAAAAAAAAAAAAUCUGUUCACACUUUAUUACCAAGCAUCUUGGUCUCUCAUUCAACAAAGUACUGUAUCUCACUUUAAACUCUUUGGGAAGACAAACAAAAAACAAACAAACAAAAAAAAAAGUAAGUUGCUUUCUUUUUUUUUUUUUCAACACUGUAACUACAUUUCAGCUCUGCAGAGUUUCUCACGAGCAAGAUCCUGAAAGUUUCCACGUGGUUUCAAAGGAUGAAUGUGAAUUAUGAACUCGUAUGUGACAAUGAAUGACCACCAAGAAAAGCCGGACAGGGGCACUUUUUCACUUUGAUGUUUGAGAAAGAAUUAAAGGUGUAUGCAGAGAAACUGAGAGAAAAGGGAUGGGAAAUAAGAAUACUCAUUUUUGUUCAGUGUUUUUUCCUUUUAAGAUGAACUUUUAACGAACCUUGCGAUUUGCACAUCUUGAGUUUAUAAUUUGUGUGAUAUUCCUGCAGUUUUUUAUCCAAUAACAUUGUGGGAAAGGUUUGGGGGACUGAACGAGCAUAAAUAAAUGUAGCAAAAUUACUUUCUAACCUGCCUAAACUCUAGGCCGUUUUAUAAGGUUCCUUUCAAAAUUCAUUUUGGUCUUUUUAUCACAUCUGUCAGAGAAACCAGGCGUUAGCAGGAAUAACUCUGAGAAUUUUCUUCAGAUGCAUUGAGAGAAUUUUCCAUGAAGACAUUCAUAUAUGUGAGCGAGUUUUUUUAAAACAAUUACUUUAUUAUUGUUGUUAUUAAUGUUAUUUUCAGAAUGACUUUUUUUUCCCCCAAGAUUUCAUGUUUGGUACAAGCCCAGAAAGGGUUUUUCAUCACUUAAACCUUUCAUUCCCCUAGAGCGGCAAGAUUGUGGGUUUUGAGGAGGCAUCUUAGAGUGCUUUUUAAAACAAGUUACAUAAGUGGAGAAAAUUUUUCAAUCUUCUUACUUGGAAUGGCUACAACUAAUUUGAACCAAUGCCAGAUUUCCCUUUACCAUGGAAAACAGAACUUGCAUUUCGCAAAUUAAAAAAGGUAUAAUAACCUCAAACUCACAUCUUGGCUUAUCUUGUAUUUAUGUUUCUUUUCACCCGAAUUAACAAUUUUUAUAAACCAUUUUCUGGGGGUUACCAAAACCAUUGGAGGAGGUUUAGAAAAGCUUUUCUUGACUUCCUUGGAAUGGCUGUCAGAGGGCGAGCUCGGCCCCUUCUUGAAGUCAUACUGCUUUAUUUCGUGCUGUUUUCUUCCUUUCUCUCUUUCUUUCAUUUUUUUUUUUAAUGUUUCUGUUCAGAGAACUUGCUUCAUCUUCCAUAUAUUCUGCUCAGGGCACUUGUGAUGAUUAGGUUUUUCUUUUUUCUUUUUUUUUUUUUUUUUUUUUGUUUGUAACCUUUGAUGAUAAGACGGAGAACGGGGCUGCCAUCCAGACGUUGUCCUCAUUAGCGCCACUUUUGGACUCAGAAAAAAAAAACUCAUCGAUCAAUAAUCACCUUUUGGCUUACUUUGGAGUAUUGAACUAACUGGAUCCACGAAACCGACACCAUCACGGGAAAAUGUAACACGGUUCGCAGCCAUAGGAACAUCAUCAUCAUUUGUGUGCUUUUGCUCUAUUUCAGGUAUAGGAAUUAAUCAUUGGUUCUUUCGAAAACAGUGUCCCGUUUUUAUUCUCUUGCUUUUCUUAGCAUGUGCAAUACUUUCUGUGCCAAUAGAGUCUGACCCGUGUGCUCUAGUUCAAAGCUCAUGUACCCCUUUGGCUGAUUUUCCUGUCGGGUCCAUCUUUCCGGUUCUGGCCAGACAUGGAACGGGGCCAGGAAGGGGAACGCUGCUGCUCUGUUGUGAGUUUUCCCUGCUGCGGAUACGGACAGCCUGCCGGGGAAGCUCCCGGUGGGUGUCUGUCUGUGUGUCACCAAGUCACAGAAAGAGCCAGCAAAGGAGAUCUAAGGAAGCAAGCUGCAGUGCCCCCAUCACCGCCAGGAAUAGUGAACGUGGAGUCUUGGAGAGGAAGGGGCAGAACUCGCAGCUAAGGGACACUCUGGAGAAGCAUAGCCAGGAUCCACCCAUGGGCCACGUCCUUCCCAGGAUGGGACUGUCACCUCCUGAGGUCUGCGCUGUGCCUCUGAGCAAGGGGGCUCGGGCAGUGACUGCAAGAGGGAGUCACCCGUCCGGGAACCACGAUCAUCGCUCCUCUGUGGCAGCUCUCUCUCCAAAUAGGAAGACCACCCAGGGCACAGGGCACUUCCUCUGCUUUGCGGACACCGGGGAGGCCCCCCCACCCCACAACCACGAGAAGCCCAGGGCAGUCUGUGCCGCCGCUCCUGUGUAGCAAACCUAACAGUGACAGGCCUAGAAAUCUCUUUGGUGCCGUGCAGCUUACGAGGAUCAGCUAUGUGCCUCUGUACUCUGUCCACUCUGCAAUAUUUGCUGACAGCCGUCUUGCGUUCAUUCUUUCCUGGUUUCCAUUUUUAAACUAAUAAUAACAGCAGGCCUUUUGCGUUUACAAUGGAACACAAUCACCAAGAAAUUAGUCAGGGCGAAAAAAAAGAAAAUAAUAAUAAUAAUAAUAAUACGAAACCAACAAACAAGAACCUCUCUUUGUAGGGAUUUCUAAAUAUAUAAAAUGACUGUUCCUUAGAAUGUUGAACUUGAGAAUCCUUUCGGUUUGUCUGGACCACCUUGGGGGCGGGGGUGGGUGGGGACGGGGCGGGGGAAAUAUAGACAUGGACGCCACUUACCUCAAAUCUUUUAAAGUGGAAAUCCAAAUUGCAUUUUUUAUUUGGACUUUCAGGAGAAUCUUCUAUGUCAAUUUUAUUUUUUUGUUUGUUUCUCCCUAUUCACCCAAUUUGGGUUUAAGAUGAUUUAUUUUUUUUUCUUUUUUUUUUUUAAUCCCUGUCGUCACUGAUCCCAUUUCUGACUCUGAAUGGUGACCCUGUAUGUUUUGUUUGGUGAGUGUGUUGGGUUUCCCCCUACCAGGAAGUGGCGGCAUCCUUCCUUCCUUCUCCCCUACAAGGAACUCUGCGGAACCUUUCACACCUCUUACUCAGGGACGGGGCUGGCGUGUGUGUGUGUGUGGUACACGGACGUGUCCAGAAGCAGCACUUUGACUGCUCUGGGGUAGGGUUGUACAACUUCAAGGAAUGUUUGGAUUUCCUGCAUCUUGUGGAUGACUCCUUUAGAUACUGCAUAGAUUGCAAUAUAAUGCUGCAUGUUCGAGAUGAACAGUAGCUCCUAGUAAAUCAAAAAAAAAAAAAUCCACUCUUUGCACAUAGUUUGAUCUUUACUGAAAUAUGUUGCCAAAAUUUAUUUUUGUUGUUGUAGUAGCUUUGGGUUUCUUUCUUUUUUUUUUUUUU
Sorex araneus (European shrew) is the source of this 8250-nucleotide messenger RNA. RefSeq names its product ataxin 1 (gene ATXN1). The transcript is spliced from 8 exons. Lineage: Eukaryota; Metazoa; Chordata; Mammalia; Eulipotyphla; Soricidae. The record is from RefSeq and is a predicted model, not a curated record. Gene Ontology annotation, cellular component: nucleus. Gene Ontology annotation, biological process: negative regulation of transcription by RNA polymerase II; nervous system development. The coding region runs from base 1015 to 3663 and encodes 882 amino acids. Gene Ontology annotation, molecular function: protein binding; RNA binding.